AGACUUGCGUCGUCAGUACAACUUUAGUGACAACCUUCCUAGUGUAACCCCCAUUGAAUUGAUUUCCACCGUCCGAUCUACUGACGUGGCGUACCAUCACACGUCAAAAAGAGCAGAUCGGCGCCAAUAGUGAGGGUGGCAGUUUCAGAAUCACGUGUCUGUACCGGAAAGUGAUCUCCUUUUUCUUCCUCUCGCCAAAAUCCCUUCUUCACUCCUUCCCCCCACCCCACUAUCAUUCCUUCUGUAUGAAGGUACCAAAAAGAAAAUUUUACUCCUACUAGAAUAUUCUAUUAAUCCCCGUUUUCUGAUUUUCAGGCUACAUGUUCUGUUAAUCGAACUAUUUUUCAGAGAUUUAGGGUUUCACUAACUACCUUCUGUGAAAGGAGGAUAAAUAUGUCUUUUACCUCGGAGUUGUAUGCUCAAAUGGGUCGCAGGAAAAGGAGUAAGAGGCAUUUCGCAUUAAGAGAAUGUAACAAAAAGUUGGAACUUUUUAUGCACCUGUUUUAUGGUUGGUAGAUCUUGUUAUCUGGUUGGGCUGUUACAACUGAAUUAGUUAAUUGGGGCAUCAAGGUAGUAGCUUUAUAGUUUUGACAAUCUGGGUGGUUUUUGGUUAGAUGUAGUUUGGAGGACUGCUUAUGAUUUAGAGGUAGCUUAAUUACUUAAAUUUUUGCAUGGAGAACUUGGGUAAGAAGAGAAAGGGAGUAGAUAUUUCAGUUACUUGUCAAAAAGAUGUGAGUCCUUUCACAGUAGUCAGGUCACAUUUAUCACUUGAGGAUUACUCGCGAAGGAAAAAGAAAUCUAGGGAAAUUGUGGUUGAAGAUGCUAACUGUUGUAGGAAGAGUGUAAUCACAGGAGUAGUCACUGCCCCGCCUUGUGGGAGUGCACGUUCACGCUCACCUGGACGAGGACUUAAAAGGAAAAUAGGUUGCCUUGAUUCAGCCACGCGAUUGGGGAGGAAGAAGAAGAUUGAGCAGGAUUAUGAGAUGGGAGAAGUUAUUGGGAAAGGGAAAUUUGGGUCUGUAUUAUUAUGUCGUAGGAAGUUGAGUGGAGAAAAGCAUGCUUGCAAGACUCUGCGUAAGGGGGAAGAGAUCAUUCACCGUGAAGUGGAGAUAAUGCAGCAUCUCUCUGGGCAUCCAGGUGUUGUGACACUGAAGGCUGUUUAUGAGGAUGCUGAAUCUUUUUAUCUUGUUAUGGAACUUUGCUCAGGCGGAAGGUUGCUUGACCAAAUGGCUAGGGUAGGGAGAUAUCCGGAGCAACAAGCUGCUAAUGUGAUCAAAGAUCUGAUGCUGGUUAUUAGAUACUGUCAUGAGAUGGGUGUUGUGCACAGGGACAUUAAGCCCGAAAAUGUCCUCCUUACAACCUCUGGACAAGUUAAGGUUUCAGACUUUGGGCUAGCUAUGAGAAUUUCAGAUGGUCAGAGUUUGACUGGUGUGGUCGGAAGUCCAGCUUAUGUUGCUCCUGAGGUUCUGCUUGGUGAUUACACUGAGAAAGUGGACGUAUGGAGUGUCGGUGUCCUCCUGCAUGCACUUUUGAUGGGCGGGCUCCCAUUUCAAGGUGAUUCUUUGGAAUCUAUAUUCAGCGCAAUUAAGGAGGAGAAUCUUGAGUUCACUGGUGGACCCUGGGAAUUUGUGUCACAACCUGCUCGUGAUUUGCUUUCCCGUAUGAUGACAAGGGAUGUUUCAGCAAGGUACAGUGCCGAUGAAGUACUAAGGCAUCCAUGGAUUUUAUUUUACACAGAACCCACAUUGAAGAACCAUGUAAAACCAAUCAAAAGCAAGCUGACUGCUACUACUAGGAUAGAACGGGAGAGAAGAAACUUAGCCUUUAGCUCUCUCAGUGAUGAUUUUGGUUCAACUUUUGGUAGUUCGUCUAAUAUGCCUGAAGGUGAAGACUCUGGUUUUAUCGAUGCUCUCACAGUGGCCGUUUCACAUAUGAAGAUAUCAGAGCCAAAGAGAAGUAGAAUAUGCAGCCCAGCCAGAACAAUUGAUCAAGACUGUCCCCCUAACAUACAAGCUAACCACCUCUGUACAGCAUUUUGACGGGUAUGACCUUCAGCAGCAUGUACUGUUCCUUAGCUUCGGAGCAAAGGCGGAGCACAGCAUGUUGCAACAACUAUUGAUGAAUCGACUUCCCAACUGCAUGAAGUGGUAACUGGCGACUGGUUUCAUUUAACCUUUGGCUGUGAAUAAAUUGUUAAUAAGAAGAGUUCUGUGUCAGAUAAUAUUGGACUAGUUUGGCGUUGCUUUUGGCUUGUGAAUUCUUAACAUUUUUAACUUGUCAGUUGGAGAGAGUGUGUGUGUGUGUGAGAGAGAGAUGUAAAUAAGGCGUGUUUUCUUAGUUAUUUCUCUGAGCCCGUUGUAAAAAAGUUUCAAGGGUCAUAGAGAUAAUGCAUUUGGAAUCAAUCUUGUUUAACAGCAUCAGGGAUAUAAGCUGAGUAAUUUAUUUUGAGUUGAAAGAAA
This is a messenger RNA of Nicotiana tabacum (common tobacco), 2459 nucleotides long. Its product is annotated as serine/threonine-protein kinase PEPKR2. Lineage: Eukaryota; Viridiplantae; Streptophyta; Magnoliopsida; Solanales; Solanaceae. The record is from RefSeq and is a predicted model, not a curated record. Gene Ontology annotation, molecular function: ATP binding; protein kinase activity. Gene Ontology annotation, biological process: protein phosphorylation.